AUGAACUUUUUUGAUAUUUUUUCUACUAGCUUUGCUACUGCAAAGGAAUUGUUUUUUAUACCAAAAGUCUCUAAUUUCUAUAUUAAUUAUUUUUCCAGUAAUAUGACUGAUUUGGCAGAAAACGCUAUUUCUAGGCGAAAAAUAAACAAAAUCACCCGCUCUGAGCAGCUUUUUGAUAAUUGGAGCUUAUGUGAAUUUUUGUCAGCUGUUUUCGCAAUUGCAGGAAUUGUUUCUGCAACACUGGAUUAUGAGUUUAACUAUUCUCUAGACCGAAACCAUUGAAAUUGUGCUGAGGGAACAGACGAUGAGCUUUUCCGUUAUAUUACUACAACUACUACAGCGAUGUCUCUGUUCUUUCUUAUACUAAGAGACCAAAAAAAGGCGUUGUGGGAUAAAUAUUUGCAUGAAGCUGAGGCUAGUUUAAAUGUGAUUAAGAGAAGGAAGCCACUGAAGAAAAAAAGUACGUUUAAUAUUGUCAGGAUUUUAGAAAUUAUUAUGCUUUUGGUUUUUCCUUAUCCUUUUAUGCAUGCAGGAAUUCCAAUGCCAUUCAGGUGGCAAUAUGAAACUUUGACCGUUUGCUAUAUACUAAUUUUCUUAAAAUAGCCUAUCCGUCUACAAACUAAAGCUAGCCUUAUUAUUUAUAGAAAAUAUUAUACUUUAUCCGAGAUAUUUUAUGUGAUUAUGUUUGGCAGGUUUAUCUUCUUAUUAAGAGCCUUAGCUAAUUUUGCCCCAUAUGAAGAUCAUUUAGCAAGACGAUAUUGUGAAAGAAAUAAUGUAAAAGCAAAUGUCAGGUUUUCCUUCAAGUGCAUAUUGAAGCAGCAUCCACUUUAUAUGGUUGCAUAUGUGAUAGGAAUUCCAACAAUUUUUAUAUUAGGAAGCUUAGUCAGAAUUUUUGAAAGACCAUUAAUUGAUUUAUCAGGACAAGAUUACCAAAAUCCUUUAAAUGCGCUGUGGCUUAUGUUUACAACAAUGGCAACUAUAGGCUAUGGUGAUUUUUAUCCUAUAAGUUUCUUUGGCAGAAUGAUCUGUGUGCUUGGAUUUUUACUCGGCGCCUUAAUUUUUUCAACCAUUAUUGUAGCAGUUGAUGGGCAAAUCACACUCAAUAAUAACCAAAGUAAAGCGUUUUUAAGCAUUUUAAAGACGACUGCAGCUGCAAAAACAAUCCAAAAAGGCAUGAACUAUUAUGUAUCUAAAAGAAAAAGAGGCCCAGACCACCCACACACAAUUAUUGCUUAUCUUCAUCUCAGGCAGCAAUUACUUGCAUUUAAACGAAAAAAAGAAAAAUUAACUGAGCUGAAUACAUAUAGAGAGCAAGCAAUUUUGGACAUCAAUACGUCAGUAAAAAACCUAGAACAAAGAAUGAACAGAAUGUAUAAACAAAUGGAAAAUUUAGCACAAAUGAUAGAUCUGCCGAAAGAGGCGUAA
This is a messenger RNA of Blepharisma stoltei, 1425 nucleotides long. NCBI's taxonomy places the organism in Eukaryota, Ciliophora, Heterotrichea, Heterotrichida, Blepharismidae. The record is from the annotation of a GenBank genome assembly.